AUUACAUCUAUCCAUUGAGUACAGCUGGACAGACAGCAUGACGACAGGCCACAGGAACAACAUCAACGAUAUCUACGCAGCAGAUGACCCGCGUCUCGUCCACUUCCCUUCGCGUCGUUCCGUCGUUCAUUCCUCCAAAGGCAUGGUCAGCUCAACCCAACCCCUUGCAAACGAAGCCGGCUACAAGAUCCUCGCUGCUGGUGGGAAUGCAGCAGAUGCAGCGGUAGCCAUUGCUUCUGCCCUGAAUGUAACGGAGCCCUCAUCAACAGGUAUCGGCGGUGACAUGUUUUGUCUCUACUAUGAUGGCAAGACCCAGCAAAUCAAAGCCCUGAAUGGCUCAGGACGCUCGCCUGCUGCAUUAUCUCUCGAGAAGCUGCGUGAGCUUGGUGUCGAAGGUUCAGAAUUAGCGUUCGAUUCUAUUCACUCCGUGACCGUGCCUGGUGCCUGUGCAGGCUGGUUCGAUACCCUCGAAUUGUUUGGCAGCAAGAAAGUGGAUAUGAAGCAAGUCCUUGCACCGGCCAUUGACCUUGCACGCAAUGGAUUCCCCGUGAGCGAGAUUUCAGCCUAUCAAUGGGAGAACUCUGAGAACUUCAUCAAAAAGGCAUCCCCAAAUGGUCAUGAAAUCCUCAGCAAAACGAGAGAGGGUCAUGCUCCGCGAGCUGGAGAAAUCAUGAGAAACCCAACACUGGCAGAUACAUUCGAGACGAUUGCCACAGAGGGAAAAGAUGCAUUCUACAAAGGCCGUAUUGCAGAAUCCAUCAUUGAGCUCGUGACGUCUCUAGGUGGUCUUAUGACGAUGGAGGAUUUGGCCAACCACACAUCUACACCAUGCGACCCCAUCUCAACAGAAUACAACGGCUUGAAUGUCUGGGAGCACCCGCCCAAUGGGCAAGGUAUCAUUGCGCUCAUUUGUUUGGGUCUGCUGCGAGAGAUGCAAGAGAGUGGACAAAUCAAGUCACUCAGUGAAAUGGAGCACAACUCGCCAGAGUACCUCCAUGUUAUUAUCGAAUGCCUACGUCUAGCUUUUGCAGAUGGACGAUACUACGUUACUGACCCACGAUUCAUGAAAGUCACACCAGAAGAACUUUUGUCGCCAGCGUACUUGCGCCAACGCGCAAAGAUUUUCAAUCAGGAGAAACGCGCAGACAUUGAACAUGGCUCACCGGCAAAUUCGAGCGACACCGUGUACUUCUCAGUCGUUGACAAGGACGGUAAUGCUUGUAGCUUCAUCAUCUCGAAUUACGCGGGAUUCGGCCAUGCCAGUGUUCCUCGAGGCUGCGGCUUCACAAUGCAGAAUCGUGGCUGCAACUUUGUGUUGCGGGAAGGUCAUCCCAAUGCGCUCGCAGGUGGCAAACGUCCCUACCAUACAAUUGUACCGGCAAUGGUGACCCGUGCAGAUGGUUCCUUGUGGGCGAGUUUCGCUUGUAUGGGCGCGUGGAUGCAGAUGCCAGGACAGGUUCAAAUUCUGGCGAAUAUACUGCAUCAUAAAAUGACGCCGCAGGCAGCACUCGAUGCGCCUCGUGUAUGUCUCGGUGUUGCAGUUGAGAAUGACGAUGGUCUGAUCGAGUCCAAGGUUUACUUGGAAGAAGGCAUACCGGAAGCGACUGUGGAAGGACUCAAGAAGCUCGGUCACAACGUCGAGGUGGUGGAAGGUUGGCAUCGAGGUCUCUUUGGCAGAGCACAGAUUAUUCGCCGGCAUGUAGAUGCUGAUGGCACUGCUGUCCUGAGUGGUGGAAGUGACCCGAGAGGUGAUGGCGCAUCGCUCCCUUGUCCAUAAAAUGCAAUUAGAGUGCACGUCGAUCUAGAAGACAAAUGGGUAUAUUCAUGG
Messenger RNA from Protomyces lactucae-debilis, 1828 nucleotides. Its product is annotated as gamma-glutamyltranspeptidase. Lineage: Eukaryota; Fungi; Ascomycota; Taphrinomycetes; Taphrinales; Protomycetaceae. The record is from RefSeq and is a predicted model, not a curated record. The transcript has a single exon. Bases 38 to 1777 code for a protein of 579 amino acids.